Messenger RNA from Rhea pennata, 1734 nucleotides. RefSeq names its product WAP, follistatin/kazal, immunoglobulin, kunitz and netrin domain containing 1 (gene WFIKKN1). The transcript has 2 exons. Lineage: Eukaryota; Metazoa; Chordata; Aves; Rheiformes; Rheidae. Gene Ontology annotation, cellular component: extracellular region. Gene Ontology annotation, biological process: transforming growth factor beta receptor signaling pathway. Gene Ontology annotation, molecular function: serine-type endopeptidase inhibitor activity; transforming growth factor beta binding; receptor antagonist activity. The record is from RefSeq and is a predicted model, not a curated record. The coding region runs from base 1 to 1734 and encodes 577 amino acids.
AUGCCUUUCACGAGUUUCAGCAGCCUGAGAUUAAAGCAGCAACCAAGCAGGCUGCAGCUUGACAGUGGGGCAGCCCUGAUGCUCAUCGUGCUCUUCUUGCCUUUGCUGGCCGCCGUGGCGGGCGGGCUGAAUCUGCAGCCGCUCAGGAUGCGGCACCUGGGAGUGUGCCCCAACCAGCUCAACCCCAACCUGUGGGUGGACGCGCAGAGCACCUGCGAGCGGGAGUGCCAUGCGGACCAGGACUGCGAGGGGUUUGAGAAGUGCUGCACCAACGUCUGUGGGCUGCGGAGCUGUGUGGCAGCUCGCUUUGCUGAUGGAAGUCUCUCCCCCCUGGAGCUAGCUCAAGAAGCCUCAUGUGAGAGCUUUGUGUGUACCCAGCAGGGCUCAGAUUGUGACAUCUGGGAUGGGCAGCCCAUCUGCAAGUGCAAAGACCGGUGUGAGAAGGAGCCCAAUUUCACCUGUGCCUCAGACGGUCUCACCUACUACAACAAAUGCUACAUGGAUGCCGAGGCCUGCAUCCGGGGAAUCAGCCUCACGAUGGUGCCAUGCAAGUACAUUUUCACCUGGCCCAAUACCAGCCCUGUUCCCCAGGAGACCACAGCUCGCCCCACACCUGGGGCUGGCCCUGAGGUGCCCAUUCCCCCUGCCCUCUACAACAACCCGUUUCACCAGUCUGUCUACAUGGGCGGCACAGUCAGCUUCCACUGCGACGUCAGUGGGCGGCCCCGGCCUGACAUCACAUGGGAGAAGCAGAGCGACCAUGAGGAGAACUUCAUCAUGAGGCCAGAUCAAAUGUAUGGAAAUGUGGUAAUCACCAACAUUGGGCAGCUGGUUAUCUACAACGCCCAGUACGAGGACUCUGGCAUCUACACCUGCACUGCAAGGAAUUCUGCUGGGCUUCUCCGGGCUGAUUUCCCUCUCUCUGUCAUCAAACGGGAGUCCAGCAGUGGGGAGCCAAGGGUGGGCAACACCCAGCCCUUCCCCAACACUGAGUGCCUCAAGGAGCCCGACAGGCGGGACUGCGAAGCCCACGAGGUACGCUGGCAUUUUGAUGCGAAGAAAGGCUCAUGCCUCACCUUCCACUAUGGUGGCUGCGGGGCCAACCUGAACCACUUCGAGACGUAUGAGGAAUGCCGGUCGGCCUGUGUGAGCAAUGCCGUUCACACCUGCCUCCUGCCCAUGGUGCAAGGCCCCUGUAAGAACUGGGAGGCCCGCUGGGCCUACAACCAUCUCAUGAAGCAGUGCCACUCCUUUGUCUAUGGUGGUUGUGAAGGCAACAACAACAACUUUGACAGCAAGGAGACCUGUGAGGAUGUCUGCCCCUUCCCUAAGAACCUGCAGUGCAAGACCUGCCGCCUGAAGAACAAGAUGGUGCUGAGUUUGUGCCGUAGUGACUUUGCUAUCGUAGGACGGCUCAUGGAAAUCAUUGAGGACCAGGACUCUGGCAUCGCCCGCUUUGCCCUCGAAGAUGUCCUCAAGGAUGAGAAGAUGGGCCUCAAGUUCUUCAACAUCAAGUACCUGGAAGUGACCUUGACUGACAUGGACUGGAACUGCCCUUGCCCCAACAUGACCACAGAUGAUGGCCCACUCAUCAUCAUGGGUGAGGUGCAUGAUGGUAUGGCCAUGCUGGACCCCAGCAGCUAUGUCCGAGCAGCCAAUGACAAACGUGUGAAAAAAAUCUACGAGUUGAUUGAGAAGAAAACCUGUGAUCUCCUGAACAGGUUCCAGGAUUAG